GUUCCUUUACCCGGAAGGAACUGUAGCUGUUACUGAAGACCAAAUAUAUUUGAACUGAUAGGCAUGUUUUCUGAUGACUAUUCAGUUGAAAGUAUUGGACAGCUUCCUCCAGACUUGUUUGCGGAAUCAUGCCAACAGGUUAUGAUGCACUUGCAAGGGCAGAUCCCUGGUGUAGACACAGCUGAGAUCUGUGAGAGAUUUCAAAAAGCUGGUGUCCAACUAAACUUGGAAGCUGUUGAGAAGAUAGUAAACAUGGUUUUGUUUCUUUUCAGAACAGCAACAAAAAGCAAUUGGACGGCAGGGCAACUAGUCACCAAGUUAGCUGAAGGGAGCAGCAAAUGGUCAAAGCCAGCUUUGCAGGUUAUUCAGCGAAUCUGGAAUGAACAGGGCAAACACCUCCCUUCACAGGAGGAUCCCAGCCACACGAUAACAGUUGGACAGCUGGUAGAUUUCCAAUGGAAACUGGCCAUGGCAAUUAGUUCUGACACCUGCAGGUCUCUGAAUUACCCUUACAUCUCCAUGACAUUAAAAGUGGCCAAUUCCUCUGGGCAGAUAACCAGCAAAUCCUUUGAAAUGACGAUCCCUCAAUUUCAGAAUUUCUUCAGACAGUUCAAGGAAAUGGCAGCUAUUCUAGAAACAGCUUAAUGUCCAUAUUAAUUGUACCUUGUUCAUAAUGUCCCUCCAACAAAUAAUUGUGUAGUAACCUGUGCCAGCUGUGUGUUAAAUACGUGUGUUAAAAUAAGAAAAUAUGAAUAGAGGUGUGGUCUCCCCCCCCCCCCCCCCCCCCCCCUGCUUUCAACAAGCAAGACCUGGACAGUUCAGAAACAUUGCUCCAUUCAGUUACUGGGCCAUUUGCAGAUACUAUAAGCACCUCUGACAAAUAAAGUUAUUUGUUUAAUAAUG
Messenger RNA from Polyodon spathula (Mississippi paddlefish), 903 nucleotides. Its product is annotated as COMM domain-containing protein 6-like. The record is from RefSeq and is a predicted model, not a curated record. Gene Ontology annotation, molecular function: NF-kappaB binding. The transcript has 7 exons. NCBI's taxonomy places the organism in Eukaryota, Metazoa, Chordata, Actinopteri, Acipenseriformes, Polyodontidae. Bases 64 to 645 code for a protein of 193 amino acids.